AUGGCGGAUUCUUUGCUCUCAUCCAUUGCUACCUUUCAUACGACAAAAAUCAUCGUCACUGAUCCAACGAAGUUUUCGUUUACUGGACCCAUUCUUGAAGCAAUGCUCGGUUGUAUCUCUGCGUCAAGUAACGUUCUCCAACGGUACAUGAAGCGUCCGUCAGUUGGCCCAAGAGAGCUUACGCCAGCUAUGAUUCGCUCCAUUGAAGAGGCUGACAAGCCAGCCAAGAGGGGUAAGAAGCCUGAAACACAGAAGGAAGGUCCGGCUCAACCGAAAAAGCAGAAGAAGCCCGCUAGGAGACUUAUUCUUCAAUCCUCCAGUGAUUCGGGUUCAAAAUAUGUCCCUCCUAAGCACAAGAACGAUCCAUCUUUAGAAUCUGAGAGAGAAAGCUCUGAUGAAGAGGCUUCGGGCCGAGGUGAUACUCCGCCUCGCUCCCCUACCCCAGAAAUUCUAGUUCGCUCUAAUCCUCCUUCACCUCCACCUGUAACCAUCCCAUUCUCCAUCCCUCCUAUCUCUCCCAUUACCACCUCUCAAACUUUCACUAUAAUUCCUAUCUCCACUCCCAUUUUCACAGAUACCACUACUACGACUACUACCACAAAACCUCACUUUACUGUUCCCAAUCCACCUGUAACCGAACCACCUGUCACAACCGAACCUCCACCUACUUCAAAACCAUUAUCUCCCACACAAUCUACUGAAACAACCCCUAUUCUAGGAGGUGAGGACUCUAAAUUUGAUUCCAUGUAUUUCAGUCCUUACCGAGUGCAGAGUGAUGAUGAUGACGAUGAGCCUGUUACAAAGCGUCAUCUCAAGGCAGUAAACGAAAAGCUUGAUCAACUGCUUUCAUCCUCUUCCUCUGGUGCUUAUUCCGAAGCUGCAUUGAAGGCCUUGUUCUCCUCUGUCGACACUGAACACAGUGCCACUUUAUCUGCUGCAGCCAAAGUAAUCGAAGCCUCUACUUCCCAAUGUCAACAAGCCUCUCUUGCUGUUGAUGCCUCUACUAAGGAGUGCAAGGAGGCGACCGCAAAAGUCGAUAAACUAGUCUCCAAAGCUCACUUGCUUUUAGAUUCCUUGCAGGCUGCUGCUGCCAAAAACGCUCAAACUGUCAAUGCUUCAGUAGAGAAUCUUCAAAGGUCUCUUCAAUCUUAA
Lactuca sativa (garden lettuce) is the source of this 1152-nucleotide messenger RNA. NCBI's taxonomy places the organism in Eukaryota, Viridiplantae, Streptophyta, Magnoliopsida, Asterales, Asteraceae. The record is from RefSeq and is a predicted model, not a curated record.